AAAAAAAAGAGUAUCUGUUGGGGCACCAAAUGUACCGAACCCAAAUUAGAACAACAGUCAUCAUCUUCAUUAGUGAGCUAAGUUGUUCAAUCUCUCACCUGAAAACCCUAACCUUCUUCAACCUCCAAUGGCGCGUAGAUCUUCCCUCCUUAAACGAGCAGCAAUCGCCGUCGUAUCCGUCAUUGCCAUCUAUGUAAUUCUCAACGCCUCCGUCAGUCGUUCCCUCCCUUCCUCAUCCGAUCUCCCUCGCCAGCUAAUCCGUGAAGACGAUGAUGAAGGACGUGCUCCGAUUCAGCCUAAGGUUAGGGUUUACAUGUAUAAUCUCCCCAAGAGAUUCACUUACGGUUUAAUCGAUCAGCACUCAAUCGCUCGCGGCGGAAUCAAGAAGCCCGUCGAUGACGUCACUACGCUUAAGUAUCCGGGUCAUCAGCAUAUGCACGAGUGGUAUCUUUUCUCGGAUCUUAAUCGACCCGAAGUGGAUCGAUCCGGGUCUCCGAUUGUCCGUGUCUUGGAUCCUGACGACGCUGAUCUCUUCUACGUCCCGGUGUUCUCUUCCCUCAGCUUAAUUGUGAAUGCGGGUCGACCUGUUGAACCUGGAUCCGGUUACAGCGACGAGAAGAUGCAGGAAGGGUUGAUGGAGUGGCUUGAAGGUCAAGAGUGGUGGAGGAGGAAUGGUGGGAGAGAUCACGUGAUACCCGCCGGCGAUCCGAAUGCCUUGUAUCGGAUCUUGGACCGGGUCAAGAAUUCGGUUCUGCUCGUGGCGGAUUUCGGGCGGUUGAGGCAUGAUCAAGGAUCGUUCGUCAAGGAUGUGGUAAUACCUUACUCUCAUAGAGUCAAUCUCUUCAAUGGAGAAAUUGGAGUGCAGGAUCGCAACACAUUACUCUUCUUCAUGGGAAAUCGAUAUCGCAAAGAUGGUGGAAAAGUUCGUGAUUUGCUAUUCCAAGUUCUUGAAAAGGAAGAUGAUGUAACAAUAAAACAUGGAACUCAAUCCAGAGAGAACCGACGAGCUGCUACGAAAGGAAUGCAUACUUCAAAGUUUUGUUUAAAUCCUGCGGGUGACACUCCAUCUGCCUGCAGACUCUUUGACUCCAUUGUCAGUUUGUGUGUGCCCGUGAUUGUUAGCGAUAGCAUCGAGUUACCUUUCGAAGAUGUUAUAGAUUAUAGAAAGUUUUCGAUUUUUGUUGAGGCCAAUGCAGCUCUGCAGCCCGGUUUUCUGGUUCAGAUGCUGAGGAAAAUAAAAACCAAGAAGAUCCUGGAGUAUCAGAGAGAGAUGCAACCGGUAAGACGGUAUUUUGACUAUGACAACCCAAAUGGAGCAGUGAAGGAAAUCUGGCGUCAAGUCUCGCAGAAGUUACCACUCAUCAAACUAAUGAGUAACCGCGACAGACGCCUCGUCCUAAGAAAUUUGACCGAACCAAACUGCUCAUGUCUAUGCACAAACCAAACUGGUCGUAUCACUUCCAUUUAAACAAUCUCUUUGUCUUUUGGGAGAGACCUUUUGGACUGUGGAGGAGCUUGAACUCUCUCCUUGUCAACUUUGUGACCACCGAGACUCACACAAGCAGAUAUGCGCCUCCCUUGGCAUAACUUCUCCGGUAAGGAAACUGAGAGCACACGCAUGGCGACAGAUUCAUAAGGAAGAAAUAUUUGAAAUCAUUCUUCUUCUGUAGAUUCCUUUAGUUUUAUUGUUCUUGAUAGUGUUACAUUUUAUACGGACCCAACUGCCAUUCUUUUUUACUCUGUUACUACUGUACAUGUCAUAAAAGCGAAACACAACACAAAGCUUGAAUUAGUUCUGCGAAUAUUUAGAAAAUAUCAUAUUAUUUGUAAA
Messenger RNA from Arabidopsis lyrata subsp. lyrata, 1831 nucleotides. RefSeq names its product probable arabinosyltransferase ARAD1. The coding region runs from base 128 to 1468 and encodes 446 amino acids. Gene Ontology annotation, molecular function: glycosyltransferase activity. NCBI's taxonomy places the organism in Eukaryota, Viridiplantae, Streptophyta, Magnoliopsida, Brassicales, Brassicaceae. The transcript is spliced from 3 exons. The record is from RefSeq and is a predicted model, not a curated record.